GUUCAUUGGUUUGAGGAAACUGAUUACAAUCACGUCGAACAGAUUGUGUCAAAUUUUUACUAUAAAAGAAGGAGGAUCAAAUGCUCAAGGUUCUUGUAGAGUCAUCUGCAUCAAUGAAAGGGUCGCUGUGUUUAGUUGACUUCAAGUAAUGCAGAUUACACGUUGAUAUUUGGAUAAUGAAAGACCAAAGGAAUCAAAUUUGGGUCAAGGAGUACAACUUUGAUAUGUUCACCAAAUCUAUUAGAAAUCUGCAUUACCUUCCUUCUGGGGAUGGUCGUGAUGAGGAAAUACUGAUUGGGCAACAGAAAGAAGGACUUCUCCUCCUCUACAACAUUAAGACAAGGAGCAUCAGAAAAUGGUAAAGUUAGUCAAUGAAAAUGUUGACAUCGAAUUUGAUAUGGGUAGAAAACUUUUGUCACAUGCCUACUUUGAGAGCUUAUAUUUCCUGGGAGCUAGAUAAGUUUCUUUUCCUUGGACCUUCCAUGUUUGAAAAUAUUGAUGUUAAAAUGCCCAUUUGAUGAUGAAAAAGAG
Molecule: messenger RNA, 531 nt
Organism: Ilex paraguariensis (yerba mate)
Lineage: Eukaryota; Viridiplantae; Streptophyta; Magnoliopsida; Aquifoliales; Aquifoliaceae
Source: the annotation of a GenBank genome assembly